CUUGAUUUUUUUUCAAAGAAGCCAAUCAGCGCCCGCGGUCAGAUGCUUUCGCUCGAACAACCCAAUCAGAAACCAUUGUACCGACAAUUUAAAGGUCAGCGCAGCAUUUUCUGAACAUUUCCUUUUCUUCAGAGGAGAGGUUUUACAUUUGAUCAGGACUUAACUUUGCCGUUUUCGGCUCGUUUUUUUCCAAUCAAAAAUGUCUGAAACUCCACGCUUGACUCAGUUUAAGAACAAAGGCAAGGAUGCCAACGAGCUGCGACGCAGGAGGGUGGAGGUGAACGUCGAGCUCCGGAAGGCGAAGAAGGAUGAUCAGAUGUUCAAGAGGAGGAAUGUGGCGGCGGCUCCGGAGGAGGCCACUUCUCCUCUUCAGGAAAGGACUCAAAACUGCCAAAACUCCAGGCAGUGGACGAUUGAAGAGAUCGUCUCUGGGCUGAACAGUGGCAGCCGUGAGUCCCAGCUGCAGGCGACCCAGGCCGCACGGAAACUUUUGUCACGCGAAAAACAUCCUCCCAUUGACCAGAUGAUCAGCGCCGGCCUCAUCCCCAAGUUUGUGGCCUUCCUGGGAUUGAUGGAUUUUCCUCCCAUCCAGUUUGAGGCCUCCUGGGCUUUGACAAACAUCGCCUCCGGAACGUCCGAUCAGACGGCCGCUGUGGUUGAGGGCGGGGCCAUCCCCGCCUUCAUAAACUUGGUCACGUCCCCCCACCUGCACAUCAGCGAGCAGGCGGUCUGGGCUCUUGGAAAUAUUGCUGGUGACGGAUCAGCUCUCCGAGACAGAGUGAUCAAGCAUGGAGCUGUGGCCCCUCUGCUGAGCCUGCUGGCCGUCCCUGACCUGAAUGUGUUUACUCCUGGCUUUUUGAGAAACGUGACGUGGACGUUGUCGAAUCUUUGCCGCAACAAGAACCCAUCCCCACCCAUAAGCGCCGUCCAGCAAGUCAUGCCCGCCCUCAUCCGGCUUCUCCACCAUGAUGACCGGGAGGUGCUGGCUGACGCCUGUUGGGCCGUUUCCUACCUGACAGAUGGUUCAAACGACCGCAUAGAGAUCGUGGCCGGGACGGGUUUGAUUCCCCGCCUGGUGAAGCUGCUCGGCUUUGAAGAGCUGCCCGUAAUUACUCCAGCUCUGCGUGCCAUUGGCAACAUAGUGACGGGUACAGACGAGCAGACUCAGGCCGUUCUGGAUGCCGGGGCCUUGUUCAUGUUCCCUAAACUGCUGCGGCACAAGAAGCCCAACAUUCAGAAGGAAGCCGCCUGGACUCUGUCCAACAUCACAGCCGGGAAGGACUCUCAGAUCCAGGAGGUCAUCGAUGCCGGCCUGGUGCCGUACCUGGUGGACCUGCUGGUGCGGGCUGACUACAAAACCCAGAAGGAGGCUGUGUGGGCAGUUACAAACUUCACCAGCGGGGGCACUGUUCAGCAGGUGGUGUACUUGGUCCAAGCAAACGUUCUGGAACCCCUGCUGAAUCUGCUCUCCUCCAAAGACUGCAAAACCGUCCUCGUCAUCCUGGAUGCAAUAACCAACAUCUUUUUGGCUGGAGAUAAGAUCGGGGAGUCCGACAAACUCAGCCUAAUGAUUGAAGAAUUUGGCGGCCUGGACAAGAUCGAGGCGCUGCAGGCUCAUGAGAACGAGAUGGUCUACAAAGCUGCUCUCAAUCUGAUUGAGAAGUACUUCUCUGAAGAGGAGGAGGUGGUGCAGUGUGUGGUUCCACAAGCAACGGAUCACUCGUACACUUUCCAGAUCAGCGAUGACCAGAGCACUUUCAAUUUCUAAAUGGCUUCUGCUGAUGUCUGCACUGCCGCCUCUAUGCUACUGUUUGUCGGUUUUCUAUGUUUUGUACAAAAACUUUUAACACAAGUUUGUAAAUAAAGUUAUUGAAUCUUGC
Messenger RNA from Oryzias latipes (Japanese medaka), 1880 nucleotides. RefSeq names its product karyopherin alpha 2 (RAG cohort 1, importin alpha 1) (gene kpna2). Gene Ontology annotation, biological process: protein import into nucleus. The record is from RefSeq and is a predicted model, not a curated record. Lineage: Eukaryota; Metazoa; Chordata; Actinopteri; Beloniformes; Adrianichthyidae. Gene Ontology annotation, molecular function: protein binding; nuclear import signal receptor activity. Gene Ontology annotation, cellular component: cytoplasm.